UCUUAAGUUGACCUAAGCGGUCCUCUUACUUUCGUUUUAACAGGGAUGAAAAAAUGUAAACAUCAAAACAAGAGACUGGUUUUCUUAAAAUGAAACAAAAUAUGCAUUCACGGGAUAGAAAAGAACAGAACAGCCCAGAGGCAAGGGCGCUACGGCAAAGGAUUCACUCUCACUUCCAUUAUUUAUAUGACAGCGCAAUUAAUCAUGGACUCAAACCGCCUGAUUUUGAGAAAAUCAGGGCUGUUGUAGAACUGAGAGAAGACACCGACAUUUUUGAAAUUCCAGAUUACGUCUUGAAAUAUUUUGGAGCCUUGUCAUUUUUGUGUAUUACACUCAUCAUUGUCUAUUUGUCUGAGUGGCCUAUUGAAAAUGACUCACUUUUUAAAUUCUGGAUGGACGCAAAAGGAGUCGAUUCUAAAAGUCACCGGUGUGCUGUCGAAAUAUUUGACUUUGUGCAGGAGCUGUCUCGACCCCCUGUAAAGUCGUGUGAUUUCUGUCGUAAUGUGAAAUCCGUUAAAAGGGUUGAAAACAUCUCUCCUGAACAGUUUGAGAAGUUGUAUGCAUACAGUGGUAGGCCAGUUGUGGUGAAGGAUGGAACCAAAAACUGGACAGCAUCACAACACUUUUCCUACCAGUUUUUGAAGACAGUUUACAGCAAGAAUAGCACUGCGUUAAGAAAUGUAGAGGAACACUGUCAGUUUUUCCCAUACAAAUCCAAGUUUAAAAACUUAGAGGAGGUGUUUGAGAUGAGUGAUGACAGAGCAUACAUGAAAGAUAAAUCAUCACCUUGGUACAUAGGAUGGAGUAAUUGUGACCUUUCAGCAGCUAAUACCCUCAGGCAACAUUACAGUCGUCCCUACUUCCUCCCCCAACAAUCCGAGUCCAGCAAAACUGACUGGAUCUUCAUGGGCAGUCCAGGAUAUGGGGCCUCCUUGCAUAUUGACUAUGUAAAUCACCCCUCAUGGCAGGCUCAGAUCACCGGUACCAAACGCUGGACCCUGGAGCCUCCCCCUGAGUGUUACUUCCAGUGCCCAAGGUCAUUCACAGUCACUGUUCAACCAGGGGAAAUAAUUGUUCUGGAUACAAACAUGUGGUACCACUCAACUUUAAAUGUCGGAGAAAACAUCAGUAUCACUAUUGGAUCCGAAUUUGACUAAUAAUAUUCCAAACAUUACCAAAAUAUUAAGAUGAUAUUUUUUUGUGUUGAUCUGUUAUAUCAUUUACCCAGUAACUGUUUUUUUCUGCAGUUUCAAACUUUUAUAUAUUUAUAGUUCUAGUUUUGUAUUUCUGAAUGAAUGACUCAAAUUUCACGAAAGGAAAAUACAGCUUUUGAUACUGAGAUAUUAUACAUGUGCUAUGAAAUCCACUGAUGGCAACAGUUAGUGCUACAAUAGUAGUUAUUUUCAUUAUUUAUAUUAAUGUAUUAUCAUAAAAAGAAAUGGUUGCAUAUUCUUAUGGACAUCCUUUAGUGCCUUAUAAUUAAAUUUUAAAAAAAUGUACUUCCCAGAGACAAAACAUUUACAUUGGGAAAUGUAUAUGCAUCCAUUCUCAUGGUAACUAGGUGGGAUGCCUAUAGAAUGAUAGAAUUUUUGAAUGUUAGUCAUUAUGAACUAUUUUCUCAGGGAUUCCAAAAACAUUUUAUGUUUUUGAUUUUAAAAAGCAGGGAAGCCACUAUCCAGAUCUUGAAAAAUUGUCCCCCUUAAUACACAAGUCCUCAAAGUAAGCUAGAAUUAAAGAUAUAUUUUUUUCUUUUUGAACAAUGUGUAUUUACAAGAAGACAUGUUUUACUUCAUGUAAACCAGAUUGAAAAAUAAUCUGUUUAAUUACUGGUAAUGUCAAUGACCAUAUACAAGUAUUGAUUUUAUUCAAUUUAGUUCCUAUUAUAUACUGGUAGCGCUGGAAUAAUUAACUGAAUGAUGAUAGUAAACAUUUUCAAGGGAAAGUGUCUUGUGAUUCAUCUCAAAGAAAUUUAUCCUAUAUGUAUACAUGUCAUACCAUAUUUAUGCUAUAGGUAAUUUAUUACAAAAAAAGUUAUUAAAUGUACAAUUGAUCACUGGGUGUAAAUGAACAGUCACCUAUUAAUAAUGCAUGUACAGGAUAUUCUGUAAUUUUAAUACAAAUUAUGAAGCCAUCUAAAAGUUUAAAUAAUUUUUCUCUGACGAGUCUUUGAUUAUUAAUUAGGGAAAAUGAAUGAUACAUUAAUUAUACAAAACUAUCAGUGGGUGUAUUUUUUUAAAAAUACUUUAACAUGUAUAGUUUUGUAUUGGUAUUUUACAACUUUUCUAUAAUUUCACUUUUAAUAUUAUUGCAUAUGGAAAGUCUCAACAGAUAAUUACCAGGUAUAUGUAUGUAAUGAAUAAGACUGGUUAUUUCAGUAUAUUUUAUGCAAAAAUAAGGAUGUCAUUGAUAAUAAUUAUAUGUAUGCAUCUUGCAUUGCUGAGGAAUGAAUAUCAUUAGGGCCCCGCAAGUACUUGUGGGUGCCCUAUAGUAAUCACUCUGUCUGUCUGUCCGUCUGUCACUCAUCCGUCCACAAAUUUUCUGUUUUUUUUUCUAAUAACUUUUUUUAUGGUUGCCCAAUCAAGUUCAAAUUUGGUAUGGUAGUUCAGUAGGCAGAAAUUCAUAUUUUGAUGCUAAGUAUGGUUCUCUAUGUCUUCUGGUUUGGAGCUGGGAUGGUGGGGUAGAUUCCUUAACUAUGCAUAAGAAUGAAUGGGCAAAGAGAGAUAACUGCUAAGAAUGCUACCAUUGUAUACUUGGAAGGCUGUGCAAUAUUUGUCCUUUGGGAUUAAUUAACCUUCCACAGGAAGAAAAUCCUAAGCUUUAUCUUUAUCUGUCACAUUGAGAUUAAUUACUGCACUGCCUGUGUCUGCAAAUGAACUUUGUUUUGAAGUUAAGGUCAAUUUUGAAUGAUGUGUAGUAUUGUGUACAUUCUUUGAAAUAUGGAUUUAAAAUAUAAUAUUCAUACUUUAUUUUGGUUAAAAUACCGUACACAAUGAUUUAUGAUAAUUUUAUUGAAUUCUAAAAUCAAGAUAUAUAUUAAGAUAUCCUUUUUCACUAUUUUAUUUUUUAAUUAUUUAUUUUAUUUUUUUCUGCCUUAAUGCUGUUAAUUUUUACAGGUAAUCAGAUAAUAACCCCAUUCUGUCAUUUCUGAAAAAAAAAAAUCUUAUUGUAAAGUUAGAAGAAAAGGAUGAGAGAGCAGAACAAUUAACCCCCCUGGGAUUAAUUAUCUUGCCUGCUGCAGAAAAUUUAGAGGAUUAUCUCUAUCUGUCAUUUGAAGAUUAAUGAACACCUUUGUCUGCAACUGAUGUUUGUUUUGAAGUUGAGGUCAACCCUGGGUGAUACAAUGUAUUUGCAUUCACUGAAGGCCUGCAUUUUAUAAAACACCUGUUUAAAUCUUUUUUACAUACACAUUUAAUUUAGUUUUUUUAUAAGACAUGAGGUUAUCCCUGUUUUAUGCAGAUACAAGGUUACUAUUUAGAGUUUUUGGACAUUCAGGAAUUAUCUUGAAAUUUUAAAAAUACAGUUGUUACUUAUAAUUUUCAUAUUUUUUUUUUUAAAUGUAAUCAAAUUAAACUCUCAUUCCAUGAGUUGCACCCUUAUAUUUUUACCCCUCAGUUUAACACUUUAAUUGUUGGAUGAAAAUCAUAUCCAACUACAAAUCAUGAGAUCCUAUAUAUUGCAGUUCUUUUCAUCUUAUGCCGGCAUUUAUUUUUCAUCAUUGUUAAUAUAAAGAGGAUGGAAGUUUUUUUCACUUCUCUAUAUUAAUUGUCAUAGCGGGGCCCUUCCUGACUGGUCAGUUUUCUAGUUAAUUUAAACAAAUAAAAGGGACUGAAAUCGUUGCACAUUGCAUCCUUCAUUUUAAAUUGGACUAUAUGUGUUACAUUUAAUAUGUAUAUCAUUCCAAUUAUGUAUAUGUAUUGUAUACAUGUACUAGUAUUUACCGUAGCAAUAUGGCUGAUGUCAAAUUUUUUUAUUAAUUCAAAUCUAUUUUUUGUACACUACAGCGAGUUUUUAUGACUUGAAACUUUGUUGAAACAUAGUUUUGUACGAUAUCCAUAAAGUUUUAUGCAUAUUUGCAUGUAAAUAAAAAAUAUUUUGUACCCUUAUCUGUUUAUAGUUGG
Molecule: messenger RNA, 4118 nt
Organism: Magallana angulata
Lineage: Eukaryota; Metazoa; Mollusca; Bivalvia; Ostreida; Ostreidae
Exons: 4
Coding region: 90-1157 (355 amino acids)
Source: RefSeq, a predicted model, not a curated record